GGACAGUCAGUAGUAAUAAGAUUCCGUCCUUCUCAGGGUCAUGCUCAUAAGUCUUCUGCUUGCAAUGCAUGGACAAUGUCUGCUGCUUCAAGACUUAUCAGAAGAAUGCUGACCUCAGGGAUAACUCUAGCAGCCUUGGUGCUUUUCAUCCCAAUGUCUCAUUGUUCAAUCGAACGAGAGUCCCCGUUCACACUCAUGAACAAGGCCACUGGUUUUUGUUUGCCGAAGAGAAGUAAUCGCUGCCAGGAUGUGCGUUGGACAACCAGUGACAGGCUUAUGACCGUCUCAUCCACAAAGUGCCUGGGAGCCCAGGGGAAAACCGUGGGGAGUGAGGUCAGCCUGUACGACUGUGACGAGAAGGCUUCCCUCCAGAAGUGGGAAUGCCGGAAUGGAACCCUCCUCGCACUCAAAGGCCAAGAGCUUUACAUUGAGGUCAAAGCUGACAACACGAUUGCUCUCUCCAAAACUAUAGGACCAAAUAACCACCUCACAAUUAGUGGGACAUCCAGUGGUGCUUGCACAAGAACAUACAGAGAAUUUUUCACCAUUCAGGGAAAUGCAUUUGGAAGGAUCUGCAUGUUUCCCUUCAUGUACAAGGACCGGUGGUUUGGAGAUUGCACAACAUAUGACUCCUCAACAAAGCGAGCUUGGUGUGCUGUCGAAACUAAAUCUGAGCGUGAACUGUGGGGAUACUGUCCAAGUUCUUCCACUGAACACUGGGCGAAGAACACAGUAACAGGAGCGUAUUACCAGCUCAACACGCAGUCAUCCCUGACAUGGGCCCAGGCUGAGAAGAGCUGCAAACAGCAGGCGGCCUCUCUGCUCAGUAUCCACGAUCUAAACGACCAGGCUUUCCUCUCAGCACUAAUAGGAAAAGGGAGACAGAAACUCUGGAUUGGUGUGGUACAGGAUCCAGAACAUGGCUGGAAGUGGUCUAAUGGAAAACCUUUCCGAUAUUUGAAAUGGAGUACCGGACACCCACUUCCAAAUCCAGGAUAUAACUGUGCAUUUCUUGACUCUGCUGGAGAGUACUCCUGGCAAAGUUCAUCCUGCUCCAAAAAAACGGGCCACAUUUGCUACAAAGAUGGGGCUCCUCCAACUCCUCCACAAAUUGAGCAGGGGUUUUGUUCAACCCAUUGGAUUCCCUACAACGGCCACUGCUUUUACCUUCAACGAACUACCAAAACAUGGUCUGAUGCUGUAAAAGCUUGUCGCAAAGAACAUGGGGACCUAGUGUCCAUCCGCAAUGUGGAGGACCAAGGUUUUGUCAUCAGUCAGCUUGGAUACGGAUCCAAUGAUGAGCUUUGGAUUGGAAUGAAUGACAAGAGGACAGAGGGGCUGUUUGAAUGGAGUGACCACUCUUACGUCAGCUUUACUAGUUGGGAGUCAGGGAGACCAGCUGUUGCUACUGAUGAUGAAGACUGCGUUCUCAUUAGGGGACAGAAUGGCAACUGGGCUGAUCGUUCAUGUGAUGAGAAACAUGGCUUCAUCUGUAUGAAGCAAGGUGAAACUGAACCCACUGAGUUGGAAGUAGAUCUGGACAUAGGCUGCAAGGCUGGUUGGAAAAAACAUGGUUCCUACUGCUACUUUGUAGGAACUGAAUCAAAAACCUUUGAUGAGGCUAAAGAUGACUGCACGAAUUCUAACUCUUACUUAGCUGAUGUUUCAAAUGGGGUGGAUAAUGCAUUCCUUGUCAGUUUGGUGGGCUUGAGACCAGAGAGAUACUUCUGGCUUGGACUUUCAAACCAAAAAAACAUUGAUGAGUUUGUGUGGAGCAACACCAACCAAGUAAAGUUCACUCACUGGAAUGCUGAAAUGCCAGGCUACCAACAGGGCUGCGUUGCCAUGACAACGGGGAUUCUGGCAGGACUGUGGGAUGUGUUGCCCUGCACCAAUAAGGAGAAAUACAUCUGCAAACACCAGGCAGAGGGGACAAGUGUGACCGUUCCACCUCCAACUCAAGCACCUCCAAAGUGUGCAGAGGGUUGGAACAGGGUGGGGAUAAGAAACGUCUGCGCUAAGUUUUUUACAGGGCCUCGGGCAGAUGAAAAGACCUGGUUUGAAGCCAGGGAUUACUGCAGAGCCAUUGGGGGAGAUCUGCUCAGCAUCCACAGCUCAACUGAUCUCAUAGUGGCACGACAUGGAAAAGCCUGGAUUGGACUUCAUGCUCCUGACCCAACCAAUGGCUAUGUGUGGAGUGAUGGUACACAGCUGAAUUACCAACACUGGCAGGAAGGAGAACCAAACAACUUUAACAAUGAUGAAUCUUGUGUUGAAUUCAGAAUGCAUUACUCCGAUGGGCCUGGUUCUUGGAAUGAUCUGAACUGCGAAAGUUUCAAUGACUGGUUGUGUCAGAUUCGAGCAGGAGUAACUCCAAAACCACCUCCAAAUAAUACUUUGCCAGAAUAUAACAUCACUUCUGAUGGUUGGCUUGAGUGGAGAGGGAGUCAGUAUUAUAUUAGCAAAGCGUCCAAGGCUGCAGAGGACGCCCGUUACACCUGUCAGCAGAACCACGGUGACUUGGUAUCUAUUAGCAGUAAAGAUGAAAAUGUCUUCUUGUGGAAACAGGUUUCCAGAAGCUAUGGGAACUAUUAUAUAGGUAUGUCAGUGGAUCUUGAUGGGUCAUUUUGGUGGAUGGACAGUUCUCCUGUUGGACUGCAAAGAUGGGACGACAAACAACCUAAUUCUAAUGCCUUUGAUGAGAACUGUGUUGUUAUGAAUUAUCACAUGGGCUACUGGCGAACUACUAACUGCGGUCAUGAACACUUAUUUAUGUGUAAACGAGGGGGCACACCAAUCACAAACACCACCGCAGCCCCAACGGUUCCUCCCAAAGGUGGCUGUUCACCCAAAUGGACAAAAUUUGACUCCAAGUGUUACAAUAUCAAUUCCAACAAAGUGACAUGGGAUGAUGCAAGAAGACAAUGCAUCAACCUCAGAGGCAAUUUAGUCUCCAUUCCCACAAGGCGCGUGCAAGCAUUUUUGACCACUAAAAUGGCGGAAGCAGCCACUACGGAUCUGUGGAUUGGUUUAAAUAGUUUAAAUCAAGACAGCUUUUACUGGACUGAUGGAAAACGAAGAAGCUACACCAACUGGGGUUAUUCUAAAAAUCAACGCCGCCAAGGAACCUUUUAUCAGAGAUGGAAUGAGGACGAGUGUGUGAUAAUGGCAUCCAGUCCAAACUCUGGACUUGGUAAAUGGUUGAUAAAGUCUUGCAACAACACUAAUGGUUUUAUUUGUCAUCGAGAUCUUGACCCAAAUAUAAAGGCUCAACCAGAAACAACAAUUCCUACCAUCUAUGUACCCCUUGGAAAUGAAAGUAUUAAGAUUGUUACUGAAAAUAUGACAUGGAACGAUGCCAACAAACGCUGCAAAGGUGAACAGGCCAAUCUUGCCAGCCUAAGGAAUGAGUGGACAAAGGCCUAUAUUGAGCUGCAGGUUAUGAAUCUUAAGGCUCCUGUGUGGAUUGGACUGAACAAAGAGCAGACUGAAGGAUAUUUUAGAUAUACCGAUGGCUGGCACCUGCACUUCACUAACUGGGCUAUAGGUGAACCAACAAAGGACAGGCCUUGUGUGUAUAUAGAUAGUGAAGGACAGUGGAGGACUGCUUUCUGCAAUGAGAGCCUCAACAGCGUUUGCAUGCAGUCUACAGAUAUAGCACCCACAGAGUCAACAGUCUAUCCUGGAGCUUGCCCCGAAGACACAAAUGAAGAUUACCACCAGAGUUAUUCUUGGUUCCCAUUUCAGGGUUCUUGUUACUUGUUUGUCACAGAGGAAAUUGAAUGGGCAGAUGCAGCGAGCAGCUGUGUCAGACAUGGUGGAAUUCUUGCCAGCAUUGAAGAUCCUUCUGAGCAACAGUUCAUCAAGGAAAGCAUAGCAAAAUUUCAAGAUGUCCACACCUCCUUCUGGGUCGGCCUGUAUAAAACUCAUAAAGGGACAUGGAGCUGGCUGGACAAAACGGUGAUGGACUACACCAACUGGGGUUCAGAUGAGCCUCAUUCUGACUAUGGCGAAAUUGCAACUAUAGAUGGAUUAUGGAAAUCAGGGCGUCGUUGGCAUGAUAGAGCAUACAUCUGUGAAACACCCAAAGUGAUAUCCACAGCUGAAGAAACAAAAACUGAACCUCAUGGGGGUCCGGAUCAUCGCCGUCGUGCCCACACAACUUUGGUAGUUGUACUUGUGAUUAUUAUCACGUCUACACUGAUAGCUGCUGCAUUCUUCUUCUACAAGAGGUCGCCUGGUUCAUUACCCACCUUUGACAAUCCACUCUACUUGGACAGUCAACGUUCCCAGCCCGAUGUGGUAGACACCAACAAACUGAUAGAGAAUGCAGAAGUAGAACACCCUGAGCCUAUUAUAACUCUGUGACCUACAAAAUAACAAAAUCUUUUGGUUUGUACAAUAUACUACAACCAGACUAUGUCUUGAUGCUUCAUUUGUGUUUUUGCUUUGUUUUUGUUUGUUGUGGUAAACUCUAUAUUCAGUUUAUUUAAUAGGUCACUUAAUAUGAGUUUCAAUUGAGUUGGUUAAGUCCAGCUUUAUGGAACAGAACAAUUCAGGCUCCAGGAUGUCUCAAAGGGAAUGAUUAGUAUUUGAGUGUUUUUUAUCUAUAAAUAUGUAACUGAUACAGCCCAUACCCACUAGAUGGUGUUCACUGCUUAGACUGAAAUGUGUAAAAAUCUCACUGUCACUGUUAAUUAAAUGAGCUUUAAACUUCGCACUGAACAAUAAAUGUUUACAUUUGUUUUUUCAUAUUAAAUAAAAUACAACAAGA
Molecule: messenger RNA, 4774 nt
Organism: Betta splendens (Siamese fighting fish)
Lineage: Eukaryota; Metazoa; Chordata; Actinopteri; Anabantiformes; Osphronemidae
Product: macrophage mannose receptor 1
Exons: 31
Coding region: 76-4368 (1430 amino acids)
Molecular function (GO): signaling receptor activity
Source: RefSeq, a predicted model, not a curated record